Molecule: messenger RNA, 1179 nt
Organism: Moesziomyces antarcticus
Lineage: Eukaryota; Fungi; Basidiomycota; Ustilaginomycetes; Ustilaginales; Ustilaginaceae
Product: NAD-dependent formate dehydrogenase
Exons: 2
Coding region: 1-1179 (392 amino acids)
Cellular component (GO): cytosol
Molecular function (GO): oxidoreductase activity, acting on the CH-OH group of donors, NAD or NADP as acceptor; NAD binding; formate dehydrogenase (NAD+) activity
Source: RefSeq, a predicted model, not a curated record
AUGCUUGCUCGAGCAUCCCUUCUUCGCACAACCAUCCCCCGCUACACUUCAAACCUUCGACAGUUUUCCACCACAAAGCCCAACAUGGUCAAGAUUCUCGCUGUCCUCUACACCGCCGGCAAGUACGGCGAGGAGCAGCCUCGUCUGCUCGGCACCGUCGAGAACAAGCUCGGCAUCGCUGAUUGGCUCAAGGAGCAGGGCCACGAGUUCGUUGUCACCGCCGACAAGGACACGCCCGACUCGGAGUUCCGCAAGCACGUCAAGGAUGCCGAGAUCGUCAUCACGACGCCCUUCCACCCGGCUUACCUCACCGCCGAGGUGCUCGAGUCGGCCAAGAGCCUCAAGUGCUGCAUCACCGCCGGCGUCGGCUCGGACCACGUCGAUCUGGAUGUGGCCAACAAGAGGAACAUCUCGGUGUACGAGGUGACGGGCUCCAACGUAGUGUCGGUGGCGGAGCACGUCGUCAUGACCAUCCUCGUUCUCGUGCGCAACUUUGUGCCCGCCAACCGACAGUACCUCGAGGGUGGCUGGAACGUCGCCGAGGUGGCACGCCAGUCGUACGACCUCGAGGGCAAGGUGGUGGGCACGCUGGGCUCGGGACGCAUCGGCUCGCGUGUUCUUCAGCGCUUGAAGCCGUUCGACUGCGCCAAGCUCACGUACUACGACUACCAGCGCAACGAGCAGCUCGAGAAGGACACGGGCGCAAAACGCGUCGAGGACCUCAAGCAGUUCCUGGGCGAGCUCGACGUGCUCACCAUCAACUGCCCGCUCUACGAGGGCACCAAGGGCCUCAUCAACGCCGAGAAGCUCUCGUGGAUGAAGAAGGGCGCUUGGAUCGUCAACACUGCGCGUGGUGCUAUCGUCAACGCUGCCGACAUCCGUGCGGCGCUCGAGAGCGGACACAUUGCAGGCUACGGCGGCGACGUCACCGACCGACAGCCGCCCGAGCCCUCGCACGACUUCUACCACAUGAAGAGCGCCGUCAAGUACGAGCACGGCGUCGGCGGUAAUGCCAUGACCCCCCACAUCUCGGGCACCUCCAUCGACGCCCAGGCGAGAUACGCUGCCGGUGUCAAGGAGAUCCUCACCAACUACUUUAGCGGCAAGCCCCAGACCCCCGCCAACAUCAUUGUGGAGGGUGGAGAUUAUGCCACCAAGGCGUACGGCCAGCGCAAGUGA